Messenger RNA from Anopheles funestus (African malaria mosquito), 1898 nucleotides. RefSeq lists its product as uncharacterized. NCBI's taxonomy places the organism in Eukaryota, Metazoa, Arthropoda, Insecta, Diptera, Culicidae. The record is from RefSeq and is a predicted model, not a curated record. The coding region runs from base 750 to 1259 and encodes 169 amino acids. The transcript has 5 exons.
GAUUUUGAUUAUUUGCAGUUGAUAAAAAUAUUUGGCCAAAAGCAUGCAGAGUGCAAUGAGAAAUUGGCAAUGAAAUCGUUUCUACAACUGACAAUUUGAUGGCAGGUUUAUAACGAAAUCUUCAAUGUUCCAUUCUGGAUUGAAACUGCAGCCAAAUGUUUCAAACAUGUUUCUCCAGAGAGAAAGAGAGAGAGAGAGAGAUUGCAUACAUGCUCAAGAGAGCAUACAAACAGCUUUGGAUUAGAGCGAUACCGUCGACCUACCGGGGUAGAAGCGGUAAACAGUAACAACAGGCAACAAAAGUGAAUUCCCUGCCCCAGGCACCACCAAGCAUCAUCCCUGUGUCAACCAAGGGUGAACGACUGAAGCCAUCAAAGUUUGACCACGAAUUUUAUUUUUCGCUCACGAUCCCCUUUGAUCCCGGCUAUCCACGAGAUAGAGCCGCAGCUGAGAAGAGUAAAAGAAAUCAACAAGAUCGCAAAACAAACACAGCAGCUGGAACAUUUGCUGGAAGUGGGAAGGAACCGUAUCGUGGGGCGAGUGCGCUAUCUUGCAAGCGGGGAUGCGCGCAGAUCAGGAACCUAGAUAAACCUGAAAACUAAAACCAGAGGAAAGCAAACGAAAGAAAGUAUCGGAACGAUAGAGAGAGAAAAACUGGUAUCGGAAAGCUUAGCCAACCACCAACGCGUGGCAGCAGUAGUUCCAGUUUCACAUAGCACACAGUCUGCAAAGAACAGAGUACCAGCAAAAUGUCGUCCAACGGUUCGUAUAAUCUUACCGCCGACGGUGAGCUUCGCUAUGUCGUUCAGUGGUUUGGGGAGUGGAGCGAUUUCCAGCGGGAAGACUUCGUGCCGUACCUGGUAUCGUACCUGUCGCAGCAAGUAGGAAGUGCUGUGUACGUGAACGGGCUCAUCAGUGCAAUGGCACAGAUUAACCCUGGUCAGGAUAAACCGAUGAGCUUGUUUCAAUGCAGGGUAAAGCUCUUUAACGAAUGGUGUAUCAAAUGGCCAGAAGAAUUCAAAGCAAAGCUGCUAGAUCGUCUGGAGCAGAUUGAUAAUGCAUUUGGUACACGGAUACGCACAGAGCUAGAGAGCGGCACAAAGCCGCCGAACGGUUGCAUGGAGGAAACAGGUACACAGCUGGCAGAUACCGAACCAAUGAGAGUUUUGGACGAGGAAUCAGACCCAAUCGCAUUAAUCGUGAACGCCGAGCCCGUUAUAAUUGCACCAAAUGCAAUUCUCGUUGCGGAUGAAGACUAGAAGCUUUUCUAUAGCUGUAUGAUUGCAUCAUAUCAACAUUCCAAUACGGUACCUAUCCAUGGUCGGCUGUUUUAAAACAGAUCCGUUCGUGAGCAGUGCAUUUUCGUGGCUAUGCCAUUACCGUUGUGUAGCAUAUCGCAACAAAUACUAAUAUUUAUUAAUUACUGAUCGUUAAAAGUAGCCAUUCCAGCAGAGAAGCGGAGAGGGAUGCGUACUCUCUAUUCACAGUUUACAAAUGCAUUAUUUAAAUAUUACAUUUUGCCUAAAACAUUCCAACACACCGCCGGGGUGUGUUGGUUAUUGUUGAGACACGACGUGGAGAAGAAUCUCGCAUUAAUCUCGAAGUGAAAAAAAAAGUCUGAUAGUGGAAAUCCUGUGGGCAACAAUAAACUAUCUCAUGCCAUACAAAAAAAAAAACACACACAUAAUGAAGCAUUGGCUGUACGGAAGAGUAAAUUGACUGCUGACAAGACCUUUAACGCAAAAUCACAGUUAAUUGCAUUAAAAUGGGGUUUCCAAGAAUGCCACAUAUAUCCAGCGUGAUCGUUCUUCCGUUUACCGUUUAUUGUAUGACUAGUGUAAAGAAGCAUAUUGUGCGGAAUAAAGUAUAAAUAUUAACAAUCCCUUCACAAAAGCAAA